AUGAGAGUGGCUCCAGAGAAGAUGAUGUGCACGUUGGUCUCUGUUCCUGAAGGCAACGAUAUCUCCUCCAUCUUUGAGUUGGACCCGACCACUCUAAGAGGCGGCGACAGCCUGGUGCCAAGAAACUCCUACGUACGACUGCGCCAUUUGUGUACCAACACUUGGGUGCACAGUACCAACAGCCCCAUAGACAAGGACGAGGAGAAGCCGGUUAUGUUGCGGAUUGGAACGUCCCCUGUGAAAGAAGACAAGGAAGCAUUUGCCAUUGUUCCCGUGUCUCCGGCGGAGGUUAGAGAUCUGGACUUUGCCAACGAUGCCAGUAAAGUUCUCUCUUCCAUUGCUGGGAAGUUGGAGAAGGGGACCAUUACCCAGAACGAGAGGAGGGCCGUGACCAAACUCUUGGAGGAGUUGGUUUACUUUGUAACAGCUGGAGUGAAUUCUGGGCAGGAUGUUCUGGAGGUCCUGGUGAACAAACCCAACCGCGAACGCCAGAAGCUGAUGCGGGAGCAGAAUAUCCUGAAACAGAUCUUCAAGCUGUUGCAGGCCCCGUUUACGGAUGGUGGUGAUGGUCCAAUGCUGAGGCUGGAGGAGCUGGGGGAUCAAAGACAUGCACCAUUCAGGCACAUCUGCCGGCUGUGCUACCGCGUCCUGCGGCACUCCCAGCAAGACUACCGCAAGAAUCAGGAAUACAUCGCCAAACAAUUUGGCUUUAUGCAGAAGCAGAUCGGAUAUGACGUCCUGGCGGAAGACACCAUUACUGCGCUGCUGCACAAUAACCGCAAGCUGCUGGAGAAGCACAUCACCGCGGCCGAGAUCGACACCUUCGUCAGCCUGGUGAGGAAGAACCGGGAGCCCAGGUUCCUGGAUUACCUCUCUGACCUCUGUGUGUCCAUGAACAAAUCCAUCCCCGUCACACAAGAGUUGAUAUGCAAAGCCGUUCUGAAUGCUGCCAAUGCCGAUAUCCUCAUCGAGACAAAGCUGGUACUGUCACGUUUUGAAUUUGAGGGUGUGAACAGUAGCGAGAGCCCUCUGGAAAACGGAGAGGACGAGGAGGAAGUUUGGCUUUUCUGGAGAGAUGCCAAUAAGGAAACGCGAAGUAAAAGUGUUCGAGAGUUGGCUCAAGAUGCCAAAGAAGGACAGAAGGAGGACCAGGAUGUCUUAAGUUAUUACAGGUACCAACUAAACCUCUUUGCCCGCAUGUGCCUGGACCGGCAGUACUUGGCCAUUAAUGAAAUCUCCGGCCAGCUAGAUGUGGAUCUUAUUCUCCGCUGUAUGUCUGAUGAGAAUCUUCCGUUCGACCUGCGAGCCUCAUUCUGCAGAUUGAUGCUUGCACAUGCAUGUGGACCGAGACCCCCAGGAACAGGUGACCCCUGUGAAAUACGCCCGCCUCUGGUCGGAGAUACCUUCAGAAAUCGCUAUAGAUGACUAUGACAGCAGUGGGACAUCGAGGGACGACAUAAAGGAGAGAUUCGCUCAGACGAUGGAGUUUGUGGAAGAAUAUUUGAGGGAUGUGGUCGGGCAGAGAUUUCCCUUCUCCGAUAAAGAGAAGAACAAGUUGACGUUUGAGCGACCUUCUCCGGCUGACCAAGAUCCUUCUGGCCAUCCUCGACUGCGUGCACCUGACUGCUAA
Molecule: messenger RNA, 1630 nt
Organism: Staurois parvus
Lineage: Eukaryota; Metazoa; Chordata; Amphibia; Anura; Ranidae
Source: the annotation of a GenBank genome assembly